GCACCGCCGGCGAUGCGAGCGAUGGCAGACCAGGCUGCAGUGGCGGUGGAGGCCUCUCCAGCCCUGGCACCAUCCCCGGGCUCUCCUCGACACAGGGACAUCGACGGGACAAAGUCCCAUCCCGCCAGCACCAGGGAGAAUGGCCGCGGCAGGGAGGGCAGCGCGACCCUGUUCCCCAUGGAGGGGGACACGAAGCCCCUCUCCAUGCUCCUGGCUGACGUCCCACGGGGCCCUCAAUCACGGCUGGGCCCGUCCAAAUCCCGCACGGCUCCAUCCUCCCCCAGUGUGUCCCCGUCGGAGAGCCGCACCGCGCUGCUCCGGCUGCGGGAGGCCAGGCUGGAGGACACCAGGAGGCGGCUGUCAGAGGCCGUGCAGGAGCCCCUCAGCCGCCUGAGCCGCCUGAUGGCCGAGGAAAGCGGCCCUGCGGGCCAGGCAAAGGCAGGGGGCAGCCCAGGGCGAGGGGAAUCGGGGGGCAGAGGGGAUGGGGGGCAGCGAGCGCGGGACUGGAGCCCCUGGGAACCCACCCUGAACUGCCGCUACGAGAUCUGCUCCUACGGGGACGUCAUCCAGGUGGUGGAGGUGGCGCGGCGCAAGGCCGAGCCCCCGGAGCAGCCACCGCCAUCGGCCUUGCCUGGGGGCGCGGUGCCGGGCCGGGCCUUGGCCUGCGUUGCGCUGCUCACCUACGGUUACCUGGUGCUGCCGCUGCCGCCCUAUGCUGCAGGCCUCUGCCUGGGCCUCACCUGCGGCCUGCUGCUGGGCCUGCUCGCCGUCCUGCUCCUCCUGCUGAAGCCACCGCCACUGCCGCGCCUGCGCCCCGAGCUGCUCCCGGACAGCCUGCAGGGAGCCCGCAGCCUGCAGGGCUGGCUGAACCAGCUGCACACCUAUGACCCCGAGCUGUACCACCCGUCACUCACACACUCGGUGCUGGCCACGCUGGAUGGGGCCACCCUCAAGCUGUCCUACCCCAAAAGCAACAUCCCACGCCAGGCCACCUUUGCGGAGGAGAUCCUCGAUGUCGUCUUCGUCAGCCAUCGCUGCUACGAUAUGAGUGGUGCAAAGGUCUCCCUCUGCCCCCCUGGCUUGGCUCGAAAGCGACUAUGGAACAAGAAGUACCCCAUCUGCAUCUUCUUCCCGGAGCAGACAGACACAGAGCACAGGAGCAGCGAUGAGCAUGGCACAGAGCAGCCAGGGGAAGAAGGGACGAGGAAGCCGCAGGCACCUGGCCAGGACGUCCCAGGAAACUGCAGGGAAAGGUGCCUGUACCUCUUUGGGAGGACAGGAAGGGAGAAGGAGGAGUGGUACCAUCAUCUUCUGCGAGCCUGCCGUGGGACCCCCAGCAGCAGCCAUGGUGAAGCCAGGCCAGGCAAAGAACCGGCUGCACAGAGUGGUGCCAGCAGCAUUAGUGGGAGCACUGAGGACAUCCCCUCUGCCAUCAGAUCCAAGGAGCUGGCCGGAAUCUUUCAGCAGAAGAUUUUUCUGGAUUACAGCACCUACAUGGCCCAAUUUGUGCCGGCAGAAACAGGGAGCAGCCCAGAGCAGAGCCCCCCUCACAGCACACUGGGCAGCCCCGCAGCCACCAAGCUCAGUGAAGACACAGCUGGGUGCAGUGAGGGCUGUGUGGCCUGGGUGAAUGCACUGGUAGGGCGCAUCUUCUGGGACUUCCUCCGGGAGCGUUACUGGGCCGAGCAGGUGUCCAGCAAGAUCCAGAAAAAGCUGAGCAAGAUCAAGCUCCCAUAUUUUAUGAAUGAGCUGAAACUGACAGAGCUGGACAUGGGCACAUCCAUUCCUUCCAUUCUCAGUGCCUCCAAGCCCACCAUCAAUGAGAGAGGUCUCUGGGUGGACAUGGAGGUCACCUACAGCGGCUCAUUGCAGAUGACCCUUGAGACAAAGAUGAACCUCUGCAAGCUGGGGAAGGAGGGUGCUGCAGAGGACAGUAGCCAGGUGGAGCCAAGCGGAGAAGGGACCAAGCCUCGGCUCAUCCUGCUGGCAGACAGUGAUGCAGAGUCAUCCAGUGCUGGCUCCUCUGAUGAGGAGGACAUUGUCACCGCAGAGCCUGCUGGAACCCCAGGGGAGCGAGUCCCGCCACCCGGCACUGAAGGCCAUGUCAGCAGCAACAGCACGGGCCGGAAGAUCCUGCGCUUUGUGGAUAAGAUUGCCAAGUCCAAGUACUUCCAGAAGGCGACGGAAAAUGAGUUCAUCAAAAAGAAGAUCGAGGAAGUUUCCAACACACCACUGCUGCUGAUGGUGGAGGUGCAGGAGCUGGCAGGCACCUUGGCUGUGAAUGUGCCACCGCCACCAACUGACCGUGUCUGGUACAGCUUCCGAGUUCCACCCCAGCUGGAGCUGAAGGUGUGCCCAAAGCUGGGUGAGAGGGAGGUAACAUUUGUACAUGUCACUGAGUGGAUUGAGAAGAAGCUGCAGCAUGAAUUUCAGAAAAUUUUGGUGAUGCCAAACAUGGAUGAUCUCAUCAUUCCUAUAAUGCAUUCUGGCCUGAAUCCUCAGCCACUCACUGGGGAGCUGCCCAGGGACAUUCCAACCAGGGGAGAAAAGAGACUCUGAAGUGCAGCCCUAUGGGAAGGAUAGAGACACUGCAAAAGGCUCAGGGACCUCACUGGGACACAUCACCAAGCUGAGGCCUGGCCACUGAUGGCAUCCAGUACUAUGCCAUGGGACUUGAGCAUCUCAGUUCAUCUCAUUCUCAGCAUCCUGCACUUUGUAGAUGAGCCUGCUCCUUAAAUAUUGCAAGAAAAAAUUCAGAGACAAAGCAGACCCAGGGGAAGGGGUUUGCUGGACACCCAAGAACUUCACACACCUCCCACCAGCAUCUCAGGAUUCCUCCUAACCAAGCGGACAGCUCCAGAGCAGCAGAGGGCCGUAGUUUCCACUGUCUGAUUCCCAAAGAGGGUGCAGGACACCCAGAUAAGUUCUGCACUCAAUGAGUCAUGAUCACCUUGGAUCCAAGGCACCACAGUUCCAAGACUCAUCACACCCUUCCAUUGGCAGCUGGGCUGCAAGGAAAACGGGUGAGAAACUAAUCCAAAAUCUGAAUAAAUCCAUCACUGGCCAGUCUUACCUA
This is a messenger RNA of Tympanuchus pallidicinctus (lesser prairie-chicken), 3076 nucleotides long. Its product is annotated as testis-expressed protein 2-like. Bases 13 to 2559 code for a protein of 848 amino acids. The record is from RefSeq and is a predicted model, not a curated record. Gene Ontology annotation, molecular function: lipid binding. The transcript is spliced from 11 exons. NCBI's taxonomy places the organism in Eukaryota, Metazoa, Chordata, Aves, Galliformes, Phasianidae. Gene Ontology annotation, cellular component: endoplasmic reticulum.